Adineta steineri is the source of this 549-nucleotide messenger RNA. Lineage: Eukaryota; Metazoa; Rotifera; Eurotatoria; Adinetida; Adinetidae. The record is from the annotation of a GenBank genome assembly.
AUGUUUAUUUAUCAUUCGCUUUCAUUUUUACAUACUGUGAAAAUACGUGCUAUGGGUGCUAAACUAACCAAAAGCAAAGAUAUUUCAAUCAGCGAAAAAACUGAACAACAACCACAGAAAAUAGAAACAACAACUACUGAAAAUUCAAAUAAUCAUUUGGAUGCAACAACAAAUGAAGAUACGAAACAAAUAACAAAGAAAAUUAAAAAGAAGCAAGAAUCAAAAUCUGAUAAAAAAUCAUCUAAAAUAAAGGUCGACAAGAGUACAAACACAGAAAACUGUUUAUUACCAUCAUCAACAUUCAGUGAACAAUUGGUUGGUGAAAAAAUCUCUGCAAUGAAUAAUAAUGUUCUAUUAGAUAUUAAUCCAGCUCAAAUUAAUGAAGGUUACCAACCCGAAACACCCCUCAAAGAUGUGCAAGAACUUUGGAAUCGUUGUGCUCAAAAUAGUAUCAUAUCAAAUGGAUUACAGAAUGACAAACAAGAAUAUUCUACAAAUAUUCUAAAUAAUACUGAUGAUCAGGAUAAUAAUGAAAUACAACAACAGUAA